ACAACAUUAACGAAAACACAACAACAUUAACGAAAACACAACGACAUUAACGAAAACACAACGGAAAAGGUAUGUCCCAGUGGGAGACCUAAGAAAUCGCUGAUUGGACUACAGCUCGUUUUACUUUUGAACCGGAAGUUACUCUGUGCUUCGUUUUAAUGAGAAGCGGGAAUACGGUCACGUCGCAAUGUUUUGCCCAAACUGCGCAAGUACACCUCGCUGCAGCAGAGGUCCUUCUCAAACUGCGGGAAAGAGCUGGUUGAGCCGUCACCAAACUUCUGCAGCAAUUGUGGCAAGAGGCUUCAACUUCAGGAAAUAUUUAUGGAAGAUACUCCACAAUGUUCAAGUAAGUUAAUAAGCAUAAAGAAAUAUUUAUGUUUCUUAUGGAUGUAGCAACUUGCUAACGUUAGUGGUCUCCAGACCGUGUCCACUGUCAUUUAGUUGUUCAUUGUAAAUGCAGUUAAAAGUACACAAACUCGAUAUAAUACAGCAGCAUGGUAUUAGCCACAUAUAGAAAAAGCCCAUCUAGGGACAAGUGCUGCGAAUUAGCUGUUGCUAUUGCACUAUGACGUAAACAUGAGACUGCUGUUUUGUUCAGUUUGUCCAUGUCGCUGUAUGUCUGUCCCUACCAAAUAAACCAAUUAAAUUAAAUUAAAAAUAGUAAGGUCCGUUACAGCCUUAGGCACUGCUUAAGGCUGUGGUCCGUUAAGGUCCGUUACAGCCUUAAGUAAUUUGGCUGUAACGUAAUACAUAUCGUCUGUUUGCAUGAAUGUGAUUUUUUCUUUACUUUACUUCUAGCACAAUAGCCUGUUCCAUCCUGCCCUGCACCAGCCCUCAGCACCUUCCUUGAAUACAGAAAAAAGAAAAAUGAGGAGCGACAAAAGUAUUCUCUUGGGAAAAAGGGGUUAAAUCAAAAGGAAAAGAAGAAAGUUCGGAUAAAUAUUGGCUUGAUGACCAUUCACAAGGAUGGUCUAAAGCCACAGCGUGGAAAAACCAUUUUCCUUGCAACAGAUCCAGAUGUCUCUGCCACACCUCUGCUCAGUCUUGCUGCUAAAAAAAUGAAGGACUUCAACAAAGAUAUAAAAGAUGGACCUUUCCUCCUUCUGUACCCAGAUGGGACAGAGGUUAUUAAUAUCCCCAGGACACAAACACAGUUUACUCUUGCAGCUUAUAAGGCUGCAAUUGGCAAGUCAUACCAAAGGAUCUCUCUUUUCCUCUGCUUGAAAAGGGACUUUGAAGAAGUUGGAAAAUUGUCAGACUCGUCCGAUUCCGACCCAGAGGUUGUUAUUAGAAAAAACUCCGAGUUUGAUCUUGCUAAUACACUGCCAUGGGAACCUAUGGAUGAAAGCAGUCCUUUGCAAAAGGUGGCAGAAACAGAGAAUGGUGUUGGGGAUCUUGUACUUGCAAAUGAAGUACAACAGGUUAUGGACUUGGAUAACAAUGGCAACAAUCCAGGCACCAGUCAAUGUCUCGCUGUCCAGAGCUCCUGUUACAGAGACUACACCACUCUCUUUGAGCCCAUUGUUAUUGAUGAUGAUGAUGAGAUUGAAUAUUUUACAGAAGACAAAAAGCAGGACCUGCCCCCAGAAGAACAUUUACAAACAAACGUGCAGCCACAUGAUAUUAUUGCAGAACUGGCCAAGAAUAUUGACCACAAGAAAGUCAGCCGGUUCAACAUAUGUCGUACUGAUGUGUGGGAUGGAGCUGUUCGGGGCUUUCAGAGGAGCACAUACUCCGACAAGAAUGACAUGUUCAUCAAAUUUAACGAUGAUGCUGGCUGUUUGGAGGAAGGGUUGGACACAGGUGGCCCGAGGCGUGAGUUUCUCACACUUCUUAUGGCCAUUCUGAGAAAUCGUCCUAUCUUUGAUGGACCCCCAGAAGCUCGUUACGUUGGGUGCAAUUCGAGAGCUGCCAGGGAAGAUGAGUAUUUUUUAGCAGGAAAGAUGAUUGCUGUAUCGAUUGUACAUGGGGGACCGGCACCACAUUUUCUCUCAAAGAACCUGGUCAACUACAUGAUAGGGAAUCCAAGUUUCAGCGCCACUGUUGAAGAUGUUCAAGAUGAGGAGAUAGGGAAAGUUCUAAAGCAGGUAGGAAAUGACCUAGGUUUAGGAAAUAGAUUUAUUGUAUGCCAACUGGAGAUUAUUUUCACGUUCAGAUUAAGAUUAGGAAAUUAUUAUAACAAAAUAGUAAUUUCGUUUUCUCAAAGCUUGACAAAUCUUUUUGUUUUGAAAGGCCUGAUUUCAGCCUAUCUCAAGAAAUGUGAAAUCACAAAUGCACAAAAUGUUUAUGCUAUUUUUGUAUUCAUAACGAAGAAGUUGUCAAAUUGAUAGUUCUGUACUUCUUCUUAUAAUAAACUGCUUGUUUUAUAGGUCCUGGAAGCUGAAUCAGAUGAAUCUCUGCUAAAUAUAAUUUUUCAAAACAGCGAGAUGUUCCAAACUGCUGGUUGCUUCAGAAGUGUGAAGACUUCUGAGAAGAAAACUUUUGUAGAGGAGUAUCUCAGAUGGUACAUCCUUGACAGAAACCACAGUGCCAUUCAAUGAUUCAAAGAUGGACUGGCAAGUCUGGGGUUUUUCGCUGCACUGCAACAGCAUUCCAGUGUCCUGCCCCCAGUCCUAUGUUUCUCUGCCAAGGCCCUGACUGCUUCAGACUUGGAGACCAUGUUCAAACCAGAUCUCAGCCCAGUAGGAACCAAUAGGCGGCAAAAGGAGGGCAAAACAAUCGUCUUCUGGGCAGAUUAUUUGCUUGAUUGCGAAGGACCCCCAGGUGGUGAAACCAGGUGAUUGGGUUUUCAUCAAGGCCAUUAAGAGACAGAACUGGGCCAGCCCACGUGGGAGGGAACUCCUGACUGCUCCCACUGCAGUAAAAAUCGCUGAAAGACCAUCUUGGAUCCACCUCAGCCACUGUAAGUUGCAAGAGAGUGUUGGGAGCCUAGGCGGGGACAGUGGGGAAGUCUGACUACAAAGGGGUUUGGUUUUAUAGGACCACUCUUCUCAACGUCGGCGAAGAAACCAUCUAACCCUUGUUCCAUAGAGACCUGGGUAAACUCUGACAUCUCUGUAACCUAGCAAAAAUGGGGUCCCCGUGGAGAUGGGGCCUUUUGUGCGCUGCGGCUGCCGUGUGUAAUGAUAGGAACAUCAUGUUGUACUUAUAUUUCUGAUGCUAAUGAAACCCAUAACGAUGAAGCAAUGUCUGCCUUGAAAAACCUGCAACAGGCCAUGUCAAAGGACUCAGUUCCCUCACGAGAAGACUUUCUUUCUUGGAUUAUAUCUGGACCAUGGUGGCAUCUCCUGUUGAAAAUAAUGAUGCCUCUUAUUGUUAUUCUUUUGUAUUUUUACUGCCUGCAUAAUCCCAUGUUUAAAAUCAAUGAUAGCUAAAACUGUUGGAAAUGUAAUCUAUCAGUACCAACUUGUUGCCUCCAUCUCCGAGGGAGAUUCCAAUGUCUAAUGUUGUGAAGGAUGCAUUGAAAAUGCGCCAGCAAGAAAUGUGUUCCUGAUGUUUGUAAAUAAUAUGAAAAACAGGAGGGAAUGUUAGAAAAAUUAUCUAAGUUUAUUUAAAUUAUGAGUUUAUAUGUUUUCAUAUUAUUAUUCUUUUGUGUUUCUUCUUUGACCGCUUUUCUUUUAUGGUACAUUAUUCUGGUUAGGGUAUUCUGGUUUAAUGCACCUGGAUCCAAUGAUGGCCUAAGAAGAACAUUGACAUGCUGAAACGGUUGUUACUACCACCAGGGAGAGAACUAAAAUGUGCAGGAUGCCGGCCGUCUAGGACCAACUUUGAGCACCCCUCGUUUAGAGGAUAAAAACACUAGACUUGGAGCAAACCCCAGAUGACCCAGCUUUCUACAAGCAUGUAAACGCACCAUCUACACACAAAUCUGGGAGCUCCCAAAGCGUGAAAUUAGUCUCAAAAAUACUCGUCCACUCGUAACCGGAUCUGUGCGUAAAUGCAGUUUUGUGUGUGUUUACCAGGUGACUUGUGCAUACUUUUUCAACAUUUGUAGGCGUAGGAGAAGGCGUAUUUGUAGGCGUAUUUUAUUUUUAAGGUUUACAAAUUAUGUUUCACAGACACAACUGUCCAAAGUUACACUCAAAGAUGCUUACACAAGUUACAAAUUCAGUAUUACACACGCACAGAUGCUUUUACGCACGCAGAUAUUUUGAGACUAUUUUCACUCCAUAUCUCCCCAGGUCCGUUAAUGUCCAGUGUAAAAGUGAAACCACAAAGGCAACAGUCACUGUUCAACUUGACAAUCAACCAGAAUUUUAUUCUAACAAUCAAGUGCAUAAGAUCAUAUAAAUAGCUCAUCAUAAUCUUCAGAAACCAAAGCCACAAAGAAAAAAUUAAUUACCUUAGAAAAAUACAAAAAUACGAAGACUCUCCUUCGGAGAUCACUGCGUUAAGACAGUUCCCCCCUAUUGAUCUGACUAGCUGUUUUAGCUCAAUUACUUUUAUAUCAAGGCGUGUUUCUACAGUUUGAUGCGUCCUAACGUAGUUUAGAGGUGGUCUCAAACAGCCCAUAAUGACGUGUUGCUGUUUGCUCGCCAGAGACCAUGCAGGUGUUACCAAGGCCAAGGGAUGAAUUCAUCGCUGUCUAAGCUAUCCACCAUGCGCACUUUCCCAGGGCAUGAACAAUAGAUGUGUUCAUUUCAUACAGAAACAUUUUACUCAAGAAAGUGAGACCAAAGUUUAUCAGCUAUCCGUGUUUUUCAUCCCUUCAAACUGGUUUCUGAACUUUAAAGAACUCUCCUGACCUCUCCUCUGACCCAGUACAUCAAACAGAUGUACUGGGUUAUCAAGCAGAUUUUGACUAUAAAAAUUAGCACACGUUUUAUAUAAUAAUUUCAAAAUAAAAAUGUAAGCAAAAGUGUUAAAGGUUUUGAGAACAAAAGACAUGAAAUCUUGCUUUCAGACUGACAAUGUGUGGUCUUGGAUUAUGGCAGAAAGAUUCCCCCAUAGUUCUCUAAUUUACAUUGUUAUUUGUGCAAUACCCUGCACUCCUUAACAUGCAGCGGAAAGCCUGCGUGUCGCUUUUUCAAUUUUAUUUUCCGGGGUUGAUGGUUGGUGGGUUAUAAUAUUUAAUAUAUAAUAAAAUUUAUAAUUCAGUUGAGUUCUUUGUAUUAAAUAAAAUCUUCAGCAAAAGCCUGCAACCUUGAAACGAUUACCUUUACACUAUUCACGUAGAUUGAAAAUCACAAAAAAAAUAGCCUUUUCCACAAAAUAACAAGCAAAUGACAGAUCUGUUCACUUCACAAUGUUGUUAAAUGGAAAAACAGAAAGAGCAAGCGGAUGUGAAAGCCGUCACUUGGAGUCCAUAGUUACCAGAUGUUUUAUAAUCCUUCUACUCUUAUUUCUUUUGCUUGUUUACCCAUAAUUUCUAUAAAGCAAAUAUUUUUUA
Xiphophorus maculatus (southern platyfish) is the source of this 5389-nucleotide messenger RNA. RefSeq lists its product as uncharacterized. The record is from RefSeq and is a predicted model, not a curated record. NCBI's taxonomy places the organism in Eukaryota, Metazoa, Chordata, Actinopteri, Cyprinodontiformes, Poeciliidae. Gene Ontology annotation, molecular function: ubiquitin-protein transferase activity. Bases 951 to 2327 code for a protein of 458 amino acids. The transcript has 11 exons.